Messenger RNA from Mauremys mutica (yellowpond turtle), 759 nucleotides. RefSeq names its product zinc finger protein RFP-like. Gene Ontology annotation, molecular function: zinc ion binding. The record is from RefSeq and is a predicted model, not a curated record. The transcript is spliced from 4 exons. NCBI's taxonomy places the organism in Eukaryota, Metazoa, Chordata, Testudines, Geoemydidae. The annotation marks the transcript as partial.
AUGGCUGCAGAGAACCCCAUGGAAAGUCUCCAGGAGGAAGCGACAUGUCCCGUCUGUCUGGAGUAUUUCACAGAACCUGUCACUCUGGAGUGCGGGCACAAUUUCUGCCGAGCCUGCAUCGCCCAGUGCUGGGAGGGAUCCGAUACAGACAUCUCCUGCCCUCAGUGCAGAGAAACUGUGCAACGGAGAAACCUCAGGCCCAACAGGCAGCUGGCAAACAUGGUAGAAAUCGCCAAGCAACUGAGUUUACAGGCAGCAAAGGGAAGAGGAGGGGACGGGGUGUGUGGGGAACACCAGGAGGCUCUGAAACUGUUCUGUGAAGAGGAUCAAACCCCCAUCUGUCUGAUUUGCAGAGAGUCCCGGGCUCACCGCGCUCACAUGGUGGUUCCCAUACAGGAAGCCACCCAGGAGUACAAGGAAAGAAUCCAGGCCCAAUUGAAGACUCUGAGGGAUGAGAGAGAAAAGCUGCUGGGAUUGAAAGUGACUGGAGAGGGGAAAAGCCAGAAGUAUCUGAGACAAACACAAACCGAGAGGCAGAAGGUUGUGUCUGAAUUUCAGCAACUGCGGCAGUUCCUGAAGGAACAAGAGCGACUCCUGCUGGCCCAGCUGGAGAAGCUGGAUGAGGAGAUUGUGAGGAUCCAGAAUGAAAAUGUCAGUAAACUCUCUGAGCAGAUUUCCCAUCUCAGUGAGCUGAUCAGUGAGCUGGAGGAGAAGUGUCAAAAACCACCAAGUGAAUUCCUGCAGGAUGUCAGAAGUACC